This is a messenger RNA of Salvelinus namaycush (lake trout), 2457 nucleotides long. RefSeq names its product anthrax toxin receptor 1-like. Bases 1 to 2457 code for a protein of 818 amino acids. Gene Ontology annotation, cellular component: membrane. The transcript is spliced from 20 exons. Gene Ontology annotation, molecular function: signaling receptor activity. Lineage: Eukaryota; Metazoa; Chordata; Actinopteri; Salmoniformes; Salmonidae. The record is from RefSeq and is a predicted model, not a curated record.
AUGCGGUUUGACAACCUAGCAUUAGGGGAAGAUGACUUGGUCAUAGACGAGAAUGAAGACGAUAUACUGCGUCUCUUCCAUAGAGAAGAGGAGGAACUCAAAAUUGACUGGCCUGCUCUGUUGGGAGGCCAGGACGCUGAGAGGGACAGGUUCGAGGGAAAGUGGCUUCUGUCCCGUACCACCCCGGGAAAACAACGUAUCCCAGCCAUACCAGCCUGCUUGUUGUGGGCCAAAUGCAACUGGGACAAGCCCAUAUCUGGCAAAGCCCUAGCCAGGGACACCACUGCCAUGUUAUUGCACGAUAUGGAGGAUCUGGGGUUCUUCCAGCCUCCAGUCGUAGAAUGCUCUCUGGACAGCCACCUCAACCCAGAACGCCGUUUCUCUGCUCUCUCUGUCCUGACUCUCCCUGAGAAGUUGGAUCGGUUUUCUGCCUCCAUCGACCACAAGGUGGCAUAUCAGGUUGAGCUACUGGAAGAGAUGGGCAACCUCCUUGACAAGAGCGAGCCAAACUCACUACUCUGGGAAGAGAUCUGUGUAGUCUCAAACCUCCUCUGCGCCUCUAGGGGAGCUAUCCAAGGCUGUGGGUGCGUCAUGAGUGGUGGGGUGAGAGAACAACAGGACCUAUUGUACAAGGGGAAAGCCGGAGGGCCUGAGGGCUCACUUCACCAGAGUUGCAGGCAGGCCAUGCUUGCAGCAGAGAUCUGCACACUGAUGGCCAUUCUGGUGGCAGGCACUGCAGGACAAAGCCUUGACAGGAGGGAGGCAGGGUCCUCCUGCUAUGGGGGGUUUGACCUUUACUUCGUUUUGGACAAGUCAGGGAGUGUACAGCACCACUGGAAUGAGAUAUAUUACUUUGUUGAUCAUCUGGCUCAUAAAUUCAUAAGUCCUCAGCUGCGGAUGUCCUUCAUUGUGUUUUCUACAGAGGGACGGAUCCUGAUGAAACUAACAGAAGACAGGGAGCAGAUUCGGGCAGGCCUGGAGGAGCUCCGUAUGGUGCACCCUGGGGGAGACACUUUCAUGCACAAAGGGUUCCAAAGGGCCAGUGAACAAAUCUACUAUGCUGGAGACAGUUUCCGUACAGCCAGCGUCAUCAUUGCCUUGACAGAUGGCGAACUGAGGGAGAAUCAGUUCGAUCUGGCAGAGAGAGAAGCCGGCCGAUCGCGUCAACUGGGUGCCUCUGUCUACUGCGUGGGAGUAAAAGACUUCAAUGAAACCCAGCUUUGGACAAUAGCCGACAGUAAGGACCAUGUCUUCCCUGUAAAUGAUGGCUUUGAGGCACUGCAAGGAGCCAUUGAUUCAAUCCUGAAGAGAUCAUGCAUUGAGAUAUUGGCAGCAGAGCCCUCUAGUAUCUGUGCAGGAGAGUCCUUCCAGGUGGUAGUGAAAGGAAAUGGUUUCUCACAUGCCCGUGAGGUGGGGAAGGUCCUUUGUAGCUUCCGCAUCAAUGACACUCUCACUUUGAUGAAAAGGCCAUUGGUAGUGAGAGACACCUACCUUCUGUGCCCAGCUCCCGUAUUGGAAGAAGAAGGGACGGAAGCUACCCUCCACGUCAGUAUGAACAAUGGCCUGAGUUUCAUAUCUAGCUCCGUCACCAUCACCACAGUCAGCUGUUCUGAUGGGACGUUCUUGGCCAUAGCUCUGCUCAUCCUGCUGCUCCUGCUGACGCUGGCUCUGCUCUGGUGGUUCUGGCCUCUCUGCUGCACAGUGAUCAUCCAUGAGCCUCCACCUCCAGUAAUGGAGGACAGCUCAGAUGAGGAUGAGGACGGGUGUCCCAAGAAGAGGUGGCCCACUGUGGAUGCCUCAUACUACGGUGGCCGAGGUGUGGGUGGCAUCAAGAGAAUGGAGGUCCGCUGGGGUGACAAGGGCUCCACUGAGGAGGGAGCCAAACUGGAGAAAGCCAAGAAUGCCCGUGUCAGGAUGCCAGAGCAGGAGUUUGACAUGCCACCAACACACACUUUCAACAAUGGCAUUCACAAACCUAUCAGUCCCCAGAAAUGGUACUCUCCUAUAAAGGGCAAGCUGGAUGCUCUGUGGGUGUUUCUGAGGAAAGGCUAUGAUAGGGUGUCUCUGAUGAGACCCUAUCCUGGAGACAAGGGUAGGUGCAUUAGCUUCACCCGGGUGAAAUCCUACCCUGCACCUCGUUAUCCAAUCUACCACCAGCCCUCCACGCCAAUCUACAGUCUGCCUCACACCUACAGUCACGCUUCCUCACUUGACACCCUCUCCCACAUGCCCCCCUCUCCCACCUCCACUCUUCCACCCCUGCCAUCCACUCCCCCUCCGUCCUGCAUCACCCCCCCUCCAAACCAAGCUCUGCCCCCAACUUCUGUAAGUCCUCCCCUACCUGUUGCUCCACCCAACCCUCCACCUGUUUUUUCUCCGACCCCUCAGGCCCCACCCUCAUGCAGAGCCCCUCCCCCUUCCCGCCCUCCCCCACACCCAUCUGACCAAUUUCUCUGA